Scutellospora calospora is the source of this 501-nucleotide messenger RNA. The record is from the annotation of a GenBank genome assembly. NCBI's taxonomy places the organism in Eukaryota, Fungi, Glomeromycota, Glomeromycetes, Diversisporales, Gigasporaceae.
AUGUCUCAAAAAACUCAUAAUGACUUAGAUAUUACCAGCAAUAGUAGAGAUAUGACUCUUGUUUUAAAAGCUAGUAAGAAUAUUAAUUUUAAAGAUGAUAUCAUUAUUGUUGACAAUGAAGAUAUAGAUUUUAAUUUUGUCAAUAAUGAGAAUAUUGGCUUUACUUUUGAUGACAGUAGUGAUAUAAGUUUUACUUCUGAUAAUGAUAAAAAUACAAAUAUUAAUAGUGAUGAUAUAAACUCUACUAUUAAUUCAAGUAAUAAGGAUAUAUCUGUUAAAUAUAAUAAGAAAAAAAAUGAAGAUCAAGAAGUAGUUGCAAUUGUUUGUAAUAUUUGCAAGAAGAAAUGGAAACCAGGUAACACAACUAGAACUUUUGCAAUUCACCUUAUUAAUAAACAUCAUAGAAAUAUUUCUCUGAAACAGCAGAUACUCUUAUGUUUUGUAACUAUACUAUAUAUACCAAAAGAAACAAAACAAACAAAUGAAAUUACUAAAACAAUA